This is a messenger RNA of Drosophila busckii, 396 nucleotides long. Its product is annotated as guanine nucleotide-binding protein subunit alpha homolog. Gene Ontology annotation, molecular function: GTPase activity; D5 dopamine receptor binding; guanyl nucleotide binding. Gene Ontology annotation, biological process: adenylate cyclase-modulating G protein-coupled receptor signaling pathway; Rho protein signal transduction. NCBI's taxonomy places the organism in Eukaryota, Metazoa, Arthropoda, Insecta, Diptera, Drosophilidae. The record is from RefSeq and is a predicted model, not a curated record. Gene Ontology annotation, cellular component: brush border membrane; heterotrimeric G-protein complex. The transcript is spliced from 2 exons. Bases 1 to 396 code for a protein of 131 amino acids.
AUGACUGUCGUAGGAGUUUUGAUCAGGGCUUGCGAUGAUAGAACGAAUCGACUGGAAGAGUCCAAGAAUAUAUUUGAUACCAUUGUGAAUAAUAAUACAUUCAAGGGUAUUUCAAUAAUACUGUUUCUGAAAAAAACCGAUUUGCUGGAGCAGAAAGUAAGCAAUCCGGAGACUGAUAUACGCGGGUACUAUCCACAGUUUAGUGGCAAUCCACACUCGCUGCUAGAUGUCCAAAAUUUUAUAUUGCAAAUGUUCAUGAGUGUGAGGCGCAGCAGCAGCACCAGUCGUAUUUAUCAUCACUUUACCACUGCCAUAGACACGUGCAACAUCAAUGUGGUGUUCAACUCGGUAAAGGACACAAUACUGCAACGCAUUCUAAACCAAUUGAUGCUAUAA